AUGGCGCCGGACCAAAGAAACCAAAACGGCGGCAACGCGUCGAACGGGGCCGUCGACGCGACCGAGGUGACACCGCUUCUGGCGACCAAGGAUGUCGCUCCGACCGCCGACCCCGACAUCUCACAAGCUACCACCCUCCAUGAGCCGGAGCCGAACCAGGAUGGGGCCGCCGAGGACGACAAGCCGCUGCCGGUGUGGCAGAUCAUCUGGCUCUGCUACGCCCGAAUGGUCGAGCCCAUGGCCUUCUUCGCCAUCUUUCCGUACAUCAACCAGAUGGUCCAGGAGAACGGCAACCUCGCCGACACGGACGCGGGGUUCUACUCCGGCCUCAUCGAGUCGCUGUUCUCCCUGACACAGGCUGUUGUCAUGAUCUUCUGGGGCAAACUCUCGGAUCGAGUCGGCCGCAAGCCGGUGCUCGUUUUCUCACUUGUCGGCGUUGCCUUUGCGACCUCCACCUUUGGCAUGGCCAAGACCAUUUGGCAAAUGAUCCUGUUCCGAUGCCUGGCGGGUGUCUUUGCCGGAACAGUUGUGACCAUCAGGACCAUGAUCGCAGAACACAGCACCCCGAAGACGCAGGCGAGGGCCUUCAGCUGGUUUGCCUUCAGCGGCAACCUGGGCGGCAUUGUCUGCGGUCCGCUUUUGGGUGGUGCUUUAGCCAACCCGGCGCAACAGUACCCCGGUGUCUUCGGCGGCGUCCAGUUCUUCCUCGAUUACCCAUAUGCGCUUUCCAGUUUCGUUGUUGGUUUCAUCGGCCUGACGGCGGCUCUGACAAGCUUCCUUUUCCUUGAGGAGACUCUGAAGAAAGAGCAUCAUGCGGGUGGUGAUGGCCCUGGAGGACCAAAGAAGGAUAAUCGUUCGAUCUUGAAGAUCGUGAAGUCUCCCGGCGUCGGCAUCGUGCUCUACACAUACGGCCAUGUCAUGCUUCUUGGCUUCGCGUACACCGCCAUCGUCCCGGUGUUUUGGUACACGCGCGUCGACCUCGGUGGGCUCGGCUUCACCUCUGUGCAAAUCUCCCUGAUGAUGGCCGUGAACGGCAUCGCUCAAGCAUUCUGGCUCCUGGUCAUCUUCCCCCCACUCCAGCACCGCUGGGGAACCAACGGCUUACUCCGCGUCUGUGCUUACGCCUACCCGUGGUUCUUCUUCAUGUUGCCACUCGGAAAUCUCGCCCUCAAAGCCGGCGCCCACAACACGACUGCGAUAACCUUGUUUUGGGUCUUUGCCCCGAUACUUCUGGCCAUCGGUAGUGGAGUUGCUAUGAGUUUCACCGGCGUCCAGCUGGCCUUGAACGAUGUUUCUCCCAGCCCUCAGGUUCUGGGAACCCUCAACGCUCUGUCAUUGACCGGGCUCAGCAUCAUCCGCGCCUUCUCUCCGGCUCUUUUUGCUAGUUUGUACGCACUGGGCGCACGCACUCAGUGGCUGUGGGGACAUGCGAUCUGGGUUUUGUUAAUUCUGAUUACCUUCCCAUACAUCUAUGCCGUCCUGCACCUUCCUAACUAUGAGAAUUUGAAGAAGGCAAGAGAAGAGUCUGGGCAAGCGGAGGCCAGCCGGUAA
Molecule: messenger RNA, 1551 nt
Organism: Colletotrichum chrysophilum
Lineage: Eukaryota; Fungi; Ascomycota; Sordariomycetes; Glomerellales; Glomerellaceae
Exons: 1
Coding region: 1-1551 (516 amino acids)
Biological process (GO): transmembrane transport
Molecular function (GO): transmembrane transporter activity
Source: RefSeq, a predicted model, not a curated record